Penicillium argentinense is the source of this 4437-nucleotide messenger RNA. RefSeq lists its product as uncharacterized. Gene Ontology annotation, biological process: transmembrane transport. The record is from RefSeq and is a predicted model, not a curated record. The transcript is spliced from 4 exons. Gene Ontology annotation, cellular component: membrane. Lineage: Eukaryota; Fungi; Ascomycota; Eurotiomycetes; Eurotiales; Aspergillaceae. Bases 1 to 4437 code for a protein of 1478 amino acids. Gene Ontology annotation, molecular function: ATP binding; ATP hydrolysis activity; ABC-type transporter activity.
AUGAGUCACCAAUUUUUCAAUUCUGGAACCCCCGAGGAUGGUUCGAACGCGACAUCCCUCGAAAUUCUCCCCAACCCACUCACGGCCGAUGAAAGUUCAGAUUUGAAUCCCGCUUCCGAUUCCUUCGACACCGAGAGAUGCCUAAAGGCUCUAUUGCAACUCACCAAUGAUGAUGACGAUGAUGAGAAGUUCCUGCGGCGAACUUGUGGAAUCUCUUUCCAAGGUCUGAAUGUAUCUGGUUCCAGUGCCGCCGUUAAUACCCAAGCCACGGUUGGCAGCCUGGUCUUCAACCUCGUCGAUCUGGUGAAGUCCUUGAUCAACAAAAGAGACAACCAUAUUCAGAUUUUGCACAACCUCGAGGGCUUGGUCCGUCCGGGCGAGCUUCUGGUCGUUCUUGGCCCUCCUGGUUCUGGAUGCAGUACUUUUUUGAGGACGAUCGGUGGGGAAACACAUGGCCUGACCCUCGAUUCAAGCUCUGUUUUCAACUACCAUGGCAUCAGCUUCAGAGACAUGCAUUCUCGUUUCAGAGGCGAGGUUCUUUACACCGCUGAGCAAGAUGUCCACUUCCCUCAAUUGACCGUCGGGGUCACCCUUGAAUUCGCAGCUCUUGCGAGAACUCCACGAAACAUCCCCGGUAAUGUCGACCGUCGAGUCUGGGCAAGGUACCUUCGUGAUGCUCUCAUGAAAAUUUUCGGCAUUACUCACACAAUCAACACAAAGGUCGGAAAUGAGUUCGUGCGAGGAGUAAGCGGGGGUGAGAGAAAGCGAGUGAGCAUCGUGGAGGCCGCUCUAGGGGGCUCCCCGUUCCAGUGCUGGGACAACAGCACCCGUGGACUGGAUAGUGCCAACGCUAUCGAGUUUUGCAAGACUCUCAAAAUCGGCGCAAGGCUGGUCGGGAUGACUGAAGCGGUCGCAAUCUACCAAGCCCCUCAAAUGGCCUAUGACCAAUUCGACAAAGUUCUGCUCUUGUACCAGGGUCGACAGAUCUUCUUUGGCCCUACGGACAAAGCCUAUGAAUAUUUCUUCCAACUAGGAUUCGAAUGCCCUGAGCGUCAGACAACACCGGAUUUUUUGACUUCCAUGACCAGCCACGCUGAGCGCCGCGUCCGUCAAGGAUUUGAAAACCGAGUGCCCCGAACCCCUGAACAAUUUGCCCAAGCUUGGACGUCUAGUUUGGAGCGGCAGCAACUUCUCGAAGAGAUUGAUGCUUACAACACCGACCAUCCGCUCGGAGGGUCCGAUUUUGAUCUCUUCCAAAAGUCCAGAAGUCUCCAACAAGCAAAGUCUCAGCCAAAGGCUUCACCAUACACUUUAUCCUACCUUCAGGAGAUCCAGCUUUGCCUGUGGAGAAGCUUUGAACGCGUCCGAGCGGAUCCAGAACUUCUAAUCACCCAGGUGGUCGGCCAGACUGUCAUGAUCUUGAUCACAAGCAGUUUGUACUAUCAAAUGAAGCCAAAUACGGGAUCUUUCGGCAUUCGCGGCUCACUCCUAUUCUUUGCUACCCUCAUCAAUGCGUUCAGCAGUCAGCUGGAGAUGCUGACCCUUUACGCUCAGCGACCAAUUGUAGAGAAGCAUGAUCGUUAUGCUUUCUACCACCCUUCAGCUGAAGCAUUUGCGUCAAUGAUUAUGGAUAUGCCUUACAAACUGUUGUGUGCAGUUUUGUUGAACAUCGUUCUCUAUUUCAUGACGGGUCUCAGAGUGACCGCCGGUGCAUUUUUCUUUUUCUUGCUGGUAAGCUUCUUGUUGACGAUGGUCAUGUCAAACUUUUUUCGAACCGUUGCUUCACUCUCUCGCACAAUUCAUCAGGCAAUCUCCCCGACCGCGAUACUUUUGCUUGCAUUGAUUAUCUAUUCUGGGUAUCCGAUGCCUACACCAUUUAUGCAUGGAUGGGCCCGCUGGAUCAACUGGGUAAAUCCUAUUGCAUAUGCAUUCGAGGCCAUAAUGAUCAAUGAAUUCCAUGAUCGCAAAUAUGCCUGCUCGGAUUUUAUCCCGUCGGGAAAAGAAUACAGUGAUGAUCCCGCAAGUCGAGUUUGCUCAGCGGUUGGUUCUGUUGUCGGACAAGAGUGGGUGAGUGGAGACCACUACCUAGAGUCCUUGUACCAGUACAAAGGCUCUCAUCGGUGGCGCAAUAUCGGGAUCCUGCUAGUCUUCUUGGCGCUUUUCACUACUACUUACCUUGUUGCUACGGAUUACGUCUCUGCCAAAAAGUCUAAAGGCGCAGUCUUGGUCUUUCCACGACGGAAGGUUCCAAAGUACCUCAAGACAGCCGCUGAAGACAUCGAAAGCGGAACCAAAAGGGCUGGCACCAGAGAUUCCCCUGUCCCCGAGAAAACCCAAGACGAAGCUCUGAAGGAUGUCGACCUCGGAAUUUUGAAACAAACAGGGGCGUUUCAAUGGCGAAAUGUCUGCUACGAGGUCGAAAUCAAAGGAAAGCCUCGGGUCAUUCUUGACAAUGUCAACGGCUGGGUACGACCCGGAACAUUGACAGCACUCAUGGGCGUUUCUGGAGCUGGAAAGACCACCCUUCUCGACACGCUAGCUAGUCGUGUGACAAUGGGUGUCGUUUCUGGUGAGAUGCUGGUCAACGGCAGACAGAGAGAUAACUCUUUUCAGAGAAAGACAGGUUAUGCCCAGCAGCAGGAUUUGCAUCUGGAGACAUCCACAGUGCGUGAAGCUCUGAAACUGAGUGCUCUUCUGAGACAGCCUCACCAUAUCCCGACCUCUGAAAAGCUCGACUAUGUCGAUCAAGUUCUUCGCCUGUUGGAAAUGCAGGAUAUUGCGGAUGCUGUGGUGGGAGUUCCCGGUGAAGGAUUGAAUGUCGAACAAAGGAAGAGACUGACAAUUGGCGUUGAGCUGGUUGCUAAGCCCGAGCUACUGCUUUUUCUGGAUGAGCCGACUUCGGGUCUUGAUUCGCAAACGUCAUGGUCUAUUCUCAUGCUACUUCGGAAAUUGAGGGACCAUGGCCAAGCCAUCCUCUGCACCGUUCACCAGCCCUCCGCUAUUCUCUUCCAGCAGUUCGACCAACUGCUGUUGCUUGCCGAGGGUGGUCGAACCGUCUACUUUGGACCAAUUGGAGAAUCUGCUUCGACGAUGCUAGCAUACUUUGAAGGUAAGGGUGGUUUCAAAUGCCCCGACGAUGCCAACCCGGCCGAGUACAUGCUAGAAGUAAUCGGUGCUGCACCAGGCUCCCACACAGAUAUCGACUGGCCUGAAGUCUGGAAACAAUCACCUGAGCAUGCUGUUGUCAUUGAUCAGCUCGAUGAAUGGAAACUCGAUGCAGCCAACGAAGCGCCUCCUUCGGCAGAGCAUGGUCGGUCCGACUAUGCUGAGUUUGCCGUGCCGUUCUACUCGCAAUUUUAUCAGACCCUGAUCAGGAUAUUCCAGCAGUAUUGGAGAACCCCAAGCUACAUUUAUUCUAAGAUUGGUCUCAUUGGAGGAGUGGGCAUAUUCAUCGGUUUCUCUUUCUUCAACCAGACAAAUUCUCAGCGUGGCCUUCAAAAUGAAAUGUUCAGCCUGUUCAUGAUCACGUCUUGCUUUGGGUUGCUGGCUCAGCAAGUGAUGCCCCAGUUUGUCCUGCAACGUGCGCUUUAUGAAGCCCGUGAACGGCCAUCCAAAGCCUACUCCUGGGUUGCUUUCAUGCUGUCGAAUAUUCUGGUUGAGAUCCCGUGGGCUUUGUUGUGCGCGGUAAUCCUUUUCUUCACAUGGUAUUACCCCGUUGGUCUCUACAAGAAUGCAGAACCGACCGGAACCGUUCACCUACGUGGUGCUCAGGGCUUCUUGCUGAUCAUGGAGUUUUUGAUCUUCUCGAGCACCUUCGCACACCUGGCUAUCGCAGCCAUUGCGAACGCGGAAACAGCAGGCAAUGUCGCCUUCCUAUCCUUCAACAUGAACCUGCUGUUCUGUGGUGUCCUCGUAGGUCCGAAGAGUUUCCCUCACUUCUGGAUCUGGAUGUACCGCGUGUCGCCUUUCAACUACUUGAUCGCGGCACUCUUUGAUACUUCCGUUGCGGACACGAAGAUCAUUUGUGCCGACGUCGAGUAUCUUCACUUCAACCCAGCUGCGAACAUGACCUGCGGUGAAUACAUGGCCAGCUAUAUCCGAAUUGCGGGAGGGUAUGUUCAAAACCCGAUUGCAACCAGUGAUUGUGCUUUCUGCUCAAUGGCAGAUACAAAUGUGUUCCUGGAGUCUGUAUCUGUCGAGCCACACAAGACCCGGAGAAACUUCGGGCUACUUUGGGCGUAUAUCGUGUUCAACCUCUGCGGCGCCACCUUGCUCUACUGGCUGUUCCGUGUCCGGAGCAAGGUGAAGAAGAGCAAAGAGGUUGUUCACAAGCUGGACACGGAGGAGGAAGGCCCAGAGGACCAGGAAGGAUCGGUGCGUUCUCGGCUGCCCAAGUCCCGGAGAACGCGGAAUUUGUCAAAGUUCGUUGAGUUGUAG